Molecule: messenger RNA, 1073 nt
Organism: Micropterus salmoides (largemouth bass)
Lineage: Eukaryota; Metazoa; Chordata; Actinopteri; Centrarchiformes; Centrarchidae
Gene: ndufs7
Product: NADH:ubiquinone oxidoreductase core subunit S7
Exons: 8
Coding region: 1-660 (219 amino acids)
Biological process (GO): electron transport coupled proton transport; mitochondrial respiratory chain complex I assembly; aerobic respiration
Molecular function (GO): quinone binding; 4 iron, 4 sulfur cluster binding; NADH dehydrogenase (ubiquinone) activity
Source: RefSeq, a predicted model, not a curated record
AUGGCGGCGUUAGCUGCGCCUCGCCUGGCCAUGUUUGGCUGCUUUUCAACAAGGCCCAUUUCAUUCUUUGCUGUUCAACAGAAGAGUCUGCAUAGCGGUGCAAAAAGCGAGAAUACCACCACAAGUGUGGUUCCAGUCAGAGAGAAGAGCACGGCAGUGGCAGCAGCCAAACCAGCGUCUGUAGCCAGCAGCAAGGGGGAGUAUGUUAUCACUAAGCUGGACGACUUGGUUAACUGGGCACGCAGGAGCUCUCUGUGGCCUAUGACCUUUGGCCUGGCAUGCUGCGCGGUGGAGAUGAUGCACAUGGCGGCCCCUCGUUACGACAUGGACCGCUUUGGAGUGGUGUUCAGAGCAAGUCCCCGACAGGCUGAUGUCAUGAUUGUGGCUGGAACGCUGACUAAUAAGAUGGCUCCGGCUCUGCGGAAGGUGUACGACCAGAUGCCUGAGCCCAGAUACGUCAUUUCCAUGGGAAGCUGUGCUAAUGGAGGAGGCUACUACCACUACUCAUACGCUGUCGUCAGAGGUUGUGACCGAAUUGUACCAGUGGACAUUUAUGUUCCAGGUUGUCCCCCCACUGCAGAGGCUCUCCUUUACGGGACUUUACAGCUGCAGAAGAAAAUCAAGCGUGAGAAGAGGAUGAGGAUCUGGUAUCGGAAGUGAAUGUGUUAUGUGUGUGUGUAUCUGGCAUGUAAAUGUUGUAUUUCAGGUUUAAUUUGGAGCGCUGCUCCUCGUCCAUGUAGAGCUGCAGAGACUAACCUCAAUAAAAUCAUUGUUGUAAUUUACUCAGUACACCGCUGCUUAUUUUCAACCAAACAGCAGCAGUCACUCAGUUCACUUUUUCUGCUUCUUUAGUUCAGUAUUAAUAUCUGAAGACUGUUUCUGUAACAGGAAAAACAACAAGAUUUGUCAGAAUUUAAACCAGUUUAAAUUAUAAUUUAUUUUUAUUCAAGUAGCCGUGUUAAUUAUUUUCGUCUUUUUAAUCUCAACCUCUCAGUUAGUCAUGACCAUAAGAUAAGAGUCAUCCUAUAUCAUCUUAAAUAUUUUGUUGAAUAAACUGGGCUCGCAUUACUUUA